Molecule: messenger RNA, 357 nt
Organism: Penicillium digitatum Pd1
Lineage: Eukaryota; Fungi; Ascomycota; Eurotiomycetes; Eurotiales; Aspergillaceae
Source: RefSeq, a predicted model, not a curated record
AUGUCUGCUCCCAAAGGUCCGUUCCACCUGGUUAGUGUCAACACCGUGCCCGAGCGCGCCAAGCGCGUCAUCGGCCGUCUCAUCGAGGCUUUGAGCGAUCGGUACACUAUCAUCCACGUCGACAACUGCGAGAAAAUCAACGAGGUUGAGGCUAAGGUUAAGCAGCACAACCCUGAAGUUCUUUUCAGCGCCUCUAUGUGGUCCCCCGAGGAGGCCCAACAGAUUCAUCAGAUUGCCCGUUCUGUUCGACCCGAUAUAAAGCUUCACGCCAUUCCCCAGGGCUUGCAGGUCGAGCGUGGUCCCGAUGGCGUUGUUGAAUACCUGCUUGAGAAGGUGCCGGUGCUGCUUGACAGCUAG